Messenger RNA from Durio zibethinus, 2172 nucleotides. The record is from RefSeq and is a predicted model, not a curated record. Lineage: Eukaryota; Viridiplantae; Streptophyta; Magnoliopsida; Malvales; Malvaceae.
AUGCAACUCUCCACCCUGGUUGAGUACCCCAGUAGGAGUGAAGAGCCUAGUGCAUUAUGGGAGCUGUCAUUUUCUCAUGCACAAAUUGGUAAACAAGACUUUGUUAUGGCCUUAGUUGCUUGGAUUAAGCUCUGCUGCACAUUCCAUAAUAUGCAGCAGAACGUUGUUCUGUCCCUCAAAAUCUUGAAUGGCCAUGCCCUUUGUACCUUAAAUGAAAUUAAUAAUUGGUUUCCAUGGUGGUUUUACAGUAAACAAUCAACAGCAAAGAUGAAAUUUGUGUUUGUUAGGUCUUGUGACAUUGACUUAAUCUUAUCUGAUGUACCAUCCUUCUCUUUAACUUUUGAAAGGCUUCAAAUAAAUGGCUGUCUUUUCUUCUCAUUUUUUUUUGGCUGGGAUCAAAACAGAUACAAAACCACCAUACCCGAAAACAGAAGCUUCCAUGGGCACAUUUGUAGGACACUUGGUGCCAGGCCUGGCAAUUACCGUUCUUGGCCUAUGGCACACCAUCAACAAUAUCAGAGCCUAUUGUCUCAAAGGCUCUAUGAAAUUUGCAGUUUCACUCUUUCUGCUGAAUUAAGUCAGUCCUCUGAGAUUCUAACAGCUGUUCCGGGAAUGCUUGUGGCCUCUGUUUUUGGUCAGGAGCUUUUCUUGCUCCAUUUCCACUCAGCUGAUCAUGUUGGACUUGAAGGCCAUUACCACUGGCUCUUGCAGCUCAUAGUGUUUGUCUCUCUUCUGGCAACUCUAGCAACAAUGUUUCUACCAACUAGUUUUUCUUCGGUUCUUCUUCUGUCGAUUUCUGUUGCAUUCCAGGGUUGUUGGUUUAUGAACAUGGGAUUUAUGCUAUGGACUCCUGAGUUUGUUCCACAAGGAUGUAUCAUGCAGUUGGCUGAAAGCAGCAGUGACAGUAUGCAUGGAGCAGUGACUUGUAACUCACAUGAAGCAGAUGUGAGGGCAAGAGCAUUGGCCAACUUGCAAUUCAGUUGGAUACUCUCUGGAAUUUUGAUAUUCACUGGAAUCAUCUGCCUGAAAUUUGCUGGAAAAAGUACCCCUAGGGCAGCUGAAUAUGAGCAACUUCAAAUCAGAGGCAGCGAUGUCCCUAUAACCAUUGAUAGCUUCAAGCAAGCUGAUCCUUAGGUGUUAGUAUUAUUUAUUUAUGUAACCCGCCAUCAAUAACAAAGAAAUUGGAUCACAAAGGCUGAGCUUGAACUUCUCCACUUUUGAGUAAAUAUAAGAAGCUCUUGUUCAAAAUAUUUGCAGCAGGAUAAGUGUCUGAAAUUGGUGGCCAAUAAAAAGUGUUUGAAAUCUAUAAGAAUAUUGAAUCAUCUCGACUGAUGAGCAGUAUCACUGUGUUAGUUUUCUUAACUAGGCACUGAAGUGGGCUUCAUUGCAUCUAGUUUAUAGUUGUGGUGAAGUCUACAAAUUAGAAGCUUGUAAUUGGUUUUUAAGUGAAAACAGAGUACAUCUUUGUGAAUUUGAUGGAAGAAAAUUCCAAAGCAGACGAGGAUCGUAAGCUUCCUGUGUUAGCCAAAGCGUUAUUUACAUUAGGCAGCUCCUAUAUAUGCAAGCUUUAGUUUGUUACUACACCAAGUACAAAUUUUAUCUCGAAUACAAAAUGAACUAAUAAUGAAGAAUGUAAAUACAACAUUUUACUUCUAUUUUCUAUAUUUUUAUGAAUAAAUAAACUGUGAGUAAUUGAUUUGACAGUCAGUUUAGGCAGAGAGAUGCAUUCAACAAAAAUGAAUUGCGAAACAAGGACCAUAUGCCCCAAUAUAGAGUGAGCAUAUGGGACCUGGCAUGCAACUAUUUCUUUUUCCAGUGCUUCAUACCAAAUUAGCCAUAAAGCAUGGAAGGUAACCUCUAACAGUGUAGCUUUAGCAACAGUUAUCCCAGGGCUUUCACUCAUGUUGAUUGCUUUGUCCGAGACUGUCCCCAAUUCGAAUCGAUGAAGCAGCCAAACCAAUUGUUAAGUCCAGGACUUGAAUUGCAAAAGUGAUAUCUGGAUAUGGUGCAAUGGUUCUUUUACUUAUUCGGUUGCUUGCUAUUUUUCAGUUCUUUUGUUAGGCGUGCAAACAGAACAGUUUACCCAUUUAGACAAUUCCAAAAUCAUUAUUUCACAGCCUAGCCUUCAUAUCAGAAUCAUCAGUUACCUCUACGUUUAUUGAAAUAAGAAAG